AUGUUCAGAAACAACUAUGACAACGAUUCCGUCACAUUCUCGCCCCAGGGCAGAAUAUUCCAGAUCGAGUACGCCGCCGAGGCUGUGAAGCAGGGCUCCGUCGUCGUCGGCAUCGCCAGCAAAACACAUGCCGUCCUGUGCGCGGUCAAGCGUAACGCCGAGGAACUCUCUUCAUACCAAAAGAAGCUCUUUUCGAUCGACGAGCACGCCGGCAUCGCCAUCGCGGGCCUCACCUCCGACGCCCGCGUCCUCUCCAACUUCAUGAAGCAGCAGUGCCUCGGCCACCGCCUGACCUACGGCCGUGCCAUGCCGAUCCGCUCCCUCGUCGACAUGAUUGGCGAGAAGGCCCAAAUCAACACCCAGGUCUACGGAAAGCGGCCCUACGGUGUCGGCCUGCUCGUGGCAGGCGUCGACGAGCGCGGUCCCCACCUGUUCGAGUUCCAGCCCUCGGGCAUGACGGAGGAGAUGGUCGCCUUUGCCAUCGGUGCCCGCAGCCAGAUGGCCCGUACCUACCUCGAGCGCAACAUUGAUGCCUUUGCCGACUGCUCGCGCGAGGAGCUCGUGCGGCACGGCCUCCGCGCCCUGCGGGAGAGUCUGGUGCAGGACAAGGAGCUGACGGUAGAGAACACGUCGGUUGGCUUGGUGGGCGUCGUCGAGGAGGAGGGCAAGAAGACGGUUCAGCCGUUCAAGCUGUACGACGAGGUCGAGGUGAAGCAGUGGCUCGACACCGUCGGCGAGAGCCAAGGAGGCGGCGGCGAGGGAGAGGGCGAGGGCAUGGACGUGGACAGUUAG
This is a messenger RNA of Purpureocillium lilacinum, 792 nucleotides long. RefSeq lists its product as uncharacterized. Gene Ontology annotation, cellular component: nucleus; proteasome core complex, alpha-subunit complex; proteasome core complex. Lineage: Eukaryota; Fungi; Ascomycota; Sordariomycetes; Hypocreales; Ophiocordycipitaceae. Gene Ontology annotation, biological process: ubiquitin-dependent protein catabolic process; proteasomal protein catabolic process. The record is from RefSeq and is a predicted model, not a curated record.